AUGGUACUUGAGGAGAUCGCUUGUACCAGAGCAAUACGCGUAUUAGUGCGCAGUGGGUGGGAGCUCCUGUCUUUACUUGGAGAGGAGGCUACCGGAGAAUUCUUCCCCCGACGACUCCGCCCACUCGUUUUGAUUUCGCACCUCGGCCUCGAUGGGUUCAUCGGCGUGCGCAGCCUCUCAUUGGCCGCCGGCGGCGAAGGCGUGGUCUAG
Molecule: messenger RNA, 210 nt
Organism: Caenorhabditis auriculariae
Lineage: Eukaryota; Metazoa; Nematoda; Chromadorea; Rhabditida; Rhabditidae
Source: the annotation of a GenBank genome assembly